Lindgomyces ingoldianus is the source of this 1206-nucleotide messenger RNA. RefSeq lists its product as uncharacterized. The coding region runs from base 1 to 1206 and encodes 401 amino acids. The transcript has 11 exons. NCBI's taxonomy places the organism in Eukaryota, Fungi, Ascomycota, Dothideomycetes, Pleosporales, Lindgomycetaceae. The record is from RefSeq and is a predicted model, not a curated record.
AUGGUCUCCUUUAAGCUCACCGCCCUCGCCGCGGCCGCCAUCCUCUUCGCCGCCUGCCCCGUCGCAGCCCAGGCCCCCACCACGGCGUCUCCUCCCCCAGGAGCUCCAACAUGCGCCACUGGUCAGGUUGUCUGCCGCACCAUCUGCUGCGGCAGCGAGACUCCCGCCUGCAAGAGGCUCGAGAACAACCAAUUUACCUGCGAGAAGGGCCUGGUGACCAGCGCUGUCGUCUCUGUCACCACCGAGACGCAGCCGGCUAGUACUGUUACUACCGGUAUGCCCACCGUCCACACGUCUACUCCAACCUCGUCUGACGCUACCACAGUUACCUCCACGGUUGUGCAGAACGAGACCGCCCCGGAGGGGUUAUAUAAGAAGCGAGUUAACAAGGUAGUGAGAUCUAAACAAAUGAAUAGCGCAGUACAUGGGUAUGAUAUCGCCAAGACUGGUGGCGCCGCCAACGUCAAGGGCAGUGGCUUCUUCGCUGCUGCGCUGGGCGUGGUAGAAACACGCGCGUUGCCGGAUGGGUUGAUGAUAACAACAGAUACUUUACUUAUUUUUUUUCACGGUUCUCGAUGCAUGGAUGGUGCUGGUGGGCUUUCUGCUAGCGAUGAUUAUGGGUCGGAUUCGGAUAUGGAUUGGUGUCUAAUGGUGAUGACGGGCCGGAAAUCUGGUGUGGUUGUCUUUCUUGAUAACUUACGUUUUGCUUGUGUAAUGGUCUUGUCGCCUAGCCAUGUUGUGUCCACCCUCACGCCCGCUUUGUGUCUCGCUCGAUCUAACGACUACAAUCGUACCCUCAGAAUGGCGCGUGGUGCUGUUGGCUCCCCUACCUGCGUCACUGCCGGCCUGGAUAAUGAUGCGACACACGAUGGCGGAGCUGAUGAGGAAAGCAAGGACGAUGAGCGCAACGCCCACCGCCCAACCUAUAGUUGCUCCUUUAGCCAUUGCACUGUGGGACCUAAGGGGCGGGGCAAGCCUCAGUAUGAUCUUUAUAUCGGUCUAUGCAGCGGAGUGCUCAGCCACGCAUUGAUAGAAAGUCUGGGCAUGAGAGAGGGCGUGCGAGUAGCGCAGAAAGGCAUUGGUGGGGCACUCUCGUAUCUGUUAUAUGCAUUAAUCGUAACCACCGAAUUUGCCAAUGAAGCAUCAGCAACCAACGAUACCUGCUUAUAUAUAGUUAGUCAGUUCCCACAUGUAUCGCGCCUAUAG